Molecule: messenger RNA, 1434 nt
Organism: Symbiodinium natans
Lineage: Eukaryota; Dinophyceae; Suessiales; Symbiodiniaceae
Source: the annotation of a GenBank genome assembly
AUGGAGGGUCAUCGUGGCUGCUGGUCCUGUUUAUGGCCAUGGAAGUUGAACCCGAGCGGCCAGGUUGGUGGCAUCUCCAGGGGCCAGGUGUCCCGGCUUCUAGAGUACGGCGCUGUGAUCACUUUCGAGACCUCGGAAGGAAGGAAAGAAGGGUGGCUACACCCAAGCCACCUGUCAGCUUCAAGGAAUGGGCCAUGCUUUGUGAAGAUUGUAGGUCCUUCGGGGGCGAUGCUCAAACUGGCUGUCCACUUGGAAGAGAGUGCCAAGGCAAGCCCUACAACGCCGACAUCGACUAGGCCCUCGAGCGCAAGGGCCACACCGUCUCCAAGCGACACUGCGGAGGAGAGUGAUGAGCAGCCAAUGAGGCCGCCCCCACCGCUUCCACAGCCGAAGGACCCCUUUGAUGAUGUUGAGUUCGGGGAGUUUGUGCAGGCUGCGCCGCAGUGUUCUGCGCCUGUUCGGCAGCUCUCGGCAGCGCCGCAACUCCUGGAGGUUUCGGCGCAGAAAUACCGGGACGAGGCAGGCAACUCUGCGCUCCAGCUGACACUGUUCCCUGGGCUUUUGCAGAGGCUGUCGCCAUAUCUCCAGGUGCAGGGCUACACGCAGCUCCGCGCCACCGGCAGCAGCGUUGGGAGCGUUUUGCACAAGAAGGCUUUGAUCUCGCACCUCCUGUGUUUGAUGCAGCCGGAGAGGCCAGACGUGUUCGCCGCCGCCGGCGAGUGGUGCAAAGAAACCAACCGCAGCGAGCGGUUCUGGGACGACCUUGGCUGGAAAGGUUCGACCCUGAAAGCAGGCAAGGAAGGUAUUUGGGCCUUCUUCCGGGCCUUGAAGAAGUGGCGAAAGAUGGAACCUACCAUCAUGCUGCCAGUCGCCAAGAACCUGAAGUCGCAUUGCUGUCAUCCAGAACCGGAAAUUGCAAAUAAUGCCCAGCGCAUCAUGGCUGUUUGUGCCGGCUGCUUGUUUUCGAUUCGGGGCCAGGGUCCCGCAGUUAAAUCAAUUCGACACCUCUUUGCUCGGGACAUGAUCUACUGGUUGCAGCACGCAGAUGACGACGACCGUGCAGACAUAUGUGGCGAAUUAUCCAGAUGCGGGCCACACUUGUUGGGAAGGUUCAACAAAGCCUGCGCCGCGGAGUUAGUGGAAGCCUGCAAGCCUGGGAACGGGGAUGUUUGCCGCAGCAAUGCAAGGAAGGCGCUCACUGUCUUCGUCGAGAAUGAUGCGGCGCUGCACCCUUUUGUGUGGCCACUUAUCGAAGAGCUCAGGUGGGCAUUACCCCCAGAUGAGAAGCGUGAAAUUCACCGCAUGCGAGCACGCAUCUUGUUGACUGGGGCUUGCCAGUCAGCGUCCGACGCUUGGCAUGCUGGGCUUGCUGCAAAAAAGAUGGUAAGCAAGGCUUUGCAAGAUUGCUUUCAGGCGUGUCCGAGCUGCACAUAA